Messenger RNA from Drosophila navojoa, 1325 nucleotides. It is a transcript of the gene pst, whose product is annotated as pastrel. NCBI's taxonomy places the organism in Eukaryota, Metazoa, Arthropoda, Insecta, Diptera, Drosophilidae. The record is from RefSeq and is a predicted model, not a curated record.
CGAUUAAAACUUAGUAAGGAGUGGUUGUGAGAGUUGCAAUAAUGGCAGUACAAGCUUCAAAUAAUAGGCGCAGUAUACGUGAGGUGCAGCAAACCUUUGCCGAGUCCCUCGGAUAUGCCAAUGAAAUUAUUUGGGAUCUCUUAUCCGUCAAUCAGGCACAUAUUUUGAAGUUAAAAAUCAAGAAUUUAAUACAGGAUCCCGUUGUGCCGGCCGGACUGACGGAAGAGGAGAGAGCAAAAGCAGAAGCUAAGGUACAAAAACAAAAAGCUGCCAAUGAAGAUCUGCGCGAGACUUUUUUCAAUGCCAUUUGGUCGCAGCGUAAAUACUGCAAUCGGCAGUCGCUCACGUCCAUCUUCUAUGUCAUGGUUGCCACCGAUGAAACGGACCAUACGAAAGCAGCAAUUGCUACAGAAUGGUCCUGUCAUCCCGUUGUUCGUGUACGGCGUUGCGUUUCAAUCAGCGAAGAUAGCACAAAUAGCUCCGAUUGCUGCAUGGUCUUUGUGGACGAUCAGGGUCGGGUGUAUCAGAACUGGAUGGCCUAUGUGGAGAAUAAUGAGUUGCCCAAGGGUAUCAUGGUGGCGCCACGACGAGGUGUCUACAAUCUGAUCAAUAAUGUGGUUCAGUUGGAGACAUGGCUAACGCCAGUCUCAACUACCAGGAGACAGGUGCUCAAUGCCAUGGAUACGACGACGGCUGUCACUGGCCUGGCAGCAGCUAGUGUGCCACUAUUGGGCUUACUGGCUGUGCCUAUCGCUGGCCCAGUUAUGGCCGCUGCCGGGCUCGCGGCUAUGGUCUGUGGCGGCUAUGGGCUGGGUCGGUCAGCCUCCCAGUUGGUUGAUCGCGGCACCCACGAACAAUCGAUUAGCAUAACCAAUCGCACGGCCCGCAAUCACUGGCUGGGCGUAGGAGGCGGCACAGUGGCCUUGGGUGCAGCAGGCGCGACAACCUUGCUGACUGCUGCAACCAAUGCGGGCAGGGAAGUGGGAGCCAUCACCCAGCUGACGGUCAACGGCAUGAACAUCUCCAGCAUUAUGAUAUCAGGAACGGGCUUGGCCAACGGCAUAGUCGAUCUGGUCUUGAAAUACAUGGAUGGCGACGAUAUCUCGGCCAUGGACGCUCUGCAACUGUCCGCUUCACUGGUGCUGUUCACGCACAGUGUCUACAACUUCAAGCUCGCGUCGACCAUAAUCAGUGAGACGUCCAAUAAUAGGAUUGGCACCUAUCGCCAGACGCUGAGCAAUCGACAGAGGUACAUACAUACAUACAUUAUCUUAACUGAGAUUGUACCUUCUAAUCUUUCUAUUGCAUUUAAUGCAAUUACCUAA